Molecule: messenger RNA, 1180 nt
Organism: Danio rerio (zebrafish)
Lineage: Eukaryota; Metazoa; Chordata; Actinopteri; Cypriniformes; Danionidae
Gene: p2rx8
Product: purinergic receptor P2X, ligand-gated ion channel, 8
Biological process (GO): monoatomic cation transmembrane transport; response to ATP; purinergic nucleotide receptor signaling pathway
Cellular component (GO): plasma membrane; endomembrane system; membrane
Molecular function (GO): ATP binding; extracellularly ATP-gated monoatomic cation channel activity; purinergic nucleotide receptor activity
Source: RefSeq, marked provisional
AGGAAUGGCUCGACGGUGCAGUAAUCCUCUACUGUAUCUCUUCAACUACACUACAGUCAGAUAUGUGGUCACUCAGAAUAAAAUAGUUGGACUUUUAUACAGAUUCUUUCAACUCAUCAUCAUGUGCUAUCUGAUUGGGUGGGUGUUUGUGACAAAGAAAGGAUACCAAGUCGUGGAUGACACUAUCGAGAGCUCUGUGGUAACUAAAGUUAAAGGAAUCGCGCGUGUCAAUACAACCUUUUCAGAUCUAUGGGGACCAGAGGAAUACGUUAUACCAGACCAUGGUGGGAAGUUUCUUUUUGUAGUAACCAACUUCAUUGAAACACCAAACCAAACAUUAACCACAUGUCCAGAGAGCCCCUCUGUACCGUUUAGCACAUGCACCCAUGACGACAAUUGCACAGAAGGAGAGGCUGUUAGGGCUGGAAAUGGAAUUAAAACCGGCACCUGUAGGAAAACAGAUGGGAAUGAAACCAACACAUGUGAAAUAUAUGGCUGGUGUCCCACUGAAAAGUCCUCGCGGCCAGAGGCCGCAACUAUGUUGAGAGAAGCUGAAAACUUUACUGUGUACAUAAGGAACUUCAUUAAAUUUUCCCAGUUCAACCUCUCCAAAACAAAUAUUCUAAAGGAAGGUUAUCCGUCGUAUAUAAAAACCUGUUUGCAUGACGAAAUUCAUCACCCAUAUUGUCCUGUAUUUCGGCUGGGAGAUAUUGUGAGCAAAGCUGGAUAUAGGUUUGAAGAAGUGGCAGCAAAGGGUGGUUCAAUUGGGAUUGUGAUUAAGUGGUCAUGUGACUUUGAUAUGGAUACUUCAGACUGUCAUCCUCAGUACAGCUUUAUGGCAAUGGGGAGCAGCACGCCAGUCACAGCUGGAUAUAACUUCAGAUUUGCUCGCUAUUCCAGUGAUGCUGCAGGAAGGACGCACAGAAAUCUUUACAAGGUGUAUGGAUUCCAAUUGAAUGUCAUGGUGUUCGGAACGGCAAGCCAGUUCAGUAUUAUUCAUACCAUUAUUAAUGUCGCCUCCGUUCUUACUUUAAUGGCUGUGGGUUCUUACAUUUGUGAUGUCAUACUGUUGUUUAUGGUGAAGAAGAAAUAUGCAAAGUUUGAGAGCUUGAUAAAGGCUGACAAAGAAAUCGCAUUGCAAAAGAUGCCAGAUCAUUCGAAAAGAAAGUUCAGUUACUGA